AAAAAAAAUGGCCGGUAACGGCGUAACGCUAUCACACGGUUGCCCGAUCUGACCGUCACUGUUCUACCAAGUACCCAAACACAAUUCUUCCUUCUGCUGUCUCUCUUUCUUCGAUUUCUCCCUUCACCUCUGUCUCUUUCUCUCUCUAAAAUUCUUCAGCUUUCUCUCUCUAGAUGAAAUCUCUUCAAUUCGACGGAUCGGAGCUCAAGUGGGAUUGAGUCAUCUGGAAAGCAGGGUCUCUGGAUUGGAAUCCGUUAGGGGGAACUGAAAAUUAGGGUUUGGAUUCUGGUGGCAAAUGGUGGAGGUUGGACUUUGAGGUGGAUCUAGGGUUUGGAAUUUGUGAAAUUGAUAUAAGGAAGAGGAGCGGGGUUCGGUUUCUGAAUUAAGGAGAGGGGAUUGAUGGUACUCGAGGGGGAAAAUGCAAGGCUAUGCAUGGGCGGGCAGGUGAGGAAAGGAAAAGGAGUCGGCACAUGUGGACAGGACCCACGCGUAGCAAUUCGGUCGUAGCUGGUGAUGUUUCCUCUUCUUCUUCGGUUUCUCUGGCUAAUUCAUUUUGCAAGGAUGGACGCAGGAUCUGUGUUGGAGAUUGUGCACUUUUCAAACCGUCUCAAGGUUCCCCACCUUUCAUUGGAAUAAUUCGUUGGGUGACUACUGGUAAAGAGAACGAGUUAAAGUUAGGCGUGAAUUGGCUAUAUCGACCAGCAGAAGUAAAGCUCGGCAAAGGCAUCCUUUUGGAAGCUGCACCAAACGAAAUAUUCUUUUCCUUUCAUAAGGAUGAGAUUCCUGCUGCAUCAUUACUGCAUCCGUGUAAAGUUGCCUUCCUUCGUAAAGGUGUUGAACUUCCAUCAGGAAUUUGCUCAUUUGUGUGCCGGCGAGUUUAUGAUAUUACGAACAAGUGUUUAUGGUGGCUAACCGAUCAAGAUUAUAUUAAUGAACGACAAGAAGAAGUAGAUCAACUAUUGUGUAAAACUCGCAUAGAAAUGCAUGCAACGGUGCCCCAGGGUGGGCGUUCACCAAAACAAAUGAAUGGUCCGACAUCAACUUCACAGUUGAAACCUAGCUUAGAUAGUGUACAAAAUAGUGCCUCAUCCUUUCCUUCUCAAGUUAAGGGCAAGAAAAGGGAACGGGGAGAUCAGGGCUCUGAGCCUGUUAAACGAGAGCGUUCUUCAAAAAUGGAUGAUGGUGAUUUUGGUCAUUGUAGACCAGAAAGCAUUUGGAAAUCUGAGGUUGCAAAAUUUACAGAAAAAGGAGGGCUUGUUGACUCUGAAGGGGUUGAAAAAUUGGUGCAACUCAUGCUGCCUGAGAGGAAUGAGAAAAAGAUAGACUUAUUGGACCGAUCAAUACUGGCUGGUGUUAUAGCAGCCACAGAUAAGUUUGAUUGCCUUAAUCGGUUUGUGCAGCUUAAGGGCUUGCCUGUGUUUGAUGAGUGGCUGCAGGAGGUGCAUAAAGGGAAACUUGGUGAUGGUAGCAGCCACAAGGAUAGUGAUAAAUCUGUUGAGGAAUUUCUCUUAGUUUUACUCCGUGCACUUGACAAACUCCCUGUAAAUCUUCAUGCUUUGCAAAUGUGUAACAUAGGUAAGUCAGUGAACCAUCUGCGUACGCAUAAGAACUUGGAAAUUCAGAAGAAAGCAAGGAGCCUGGUUGACAUGUGGAAGAAACGUGUAGAGGCUGAAAUGGAUGCAAAGUCUGUUUCUAACAAUGCUGUCCCCUGGGCUGCAAGAUCACGUCUUCCAGAAGUUUCACAUGGUGGGAACAGACAUUCUGCUGCAUCUUCUGAGGCGGCAAUGAAGAUUUCAGCUGCACAACUUACAGCUUCAAAAAAUGGUCCAGUCAAGCCUGUACAGGGGGAGACUAUGGGAAAGUCUGCAUCUGUCUCUCCAGGGUCCAUGAAAUCGGUACCAUCUUCUGCAUCAGUGGAUAAUAGCUUAAAAGGACAGGUCUGUAAUAUUGGGGUUAUUGGUGCAUCUGAACUUAUCGUAGCUGUGAGGGAGGAGAAAAGCAGCAGUUCUAGUCAGUCCCACAACAAUAGUCAGUCUUGUUCUAGUGACCAUGUCAAAACUGGGGGGGUUUCUGGAAGGGAGGACGCAAGGAGCUCUACUGCUGUUUCAAUGACUGCAAACAAGGUCAUUGGUGGUUCUUCUUGGCAUCAAAAAUCACUCAAUGGUGUCCAAAGUCCAGGCGUAUCUGGGAUCCAGAGGGAGACUGGGUCGAGUAGGAAUUCUUCCUUGCACAGAAAUCAGGGUGGAGAAAAAUUGUCUGAGUCCAGUUUGACGUGUGAGAAGGUAGUUGAUGUUCCAAUGGCAGAGGGUAAUAAUCACAAAUUGAUUGUUAAAAUCCCUAACAGCGGUCGUAGUCCUGCACAAAGUGCCAAUGGAGGAUCUUUUGAAGACCGUUCAGUCAUGAAUAGUAGAGCUUCUUCUCCACUGCUUUCAGAGAAGCAUGAUCAAUUUGACCGUAACUUGAAGGAAAAGAAUGAUGUUUAUCAAGCUAAUAUUACCCCUGAUGCAAAUAAUGAGUCAUGGCAAAGCAAUGAUUUCAAAGAGGUGCUUACUGGGUCUGAUGAGGGGGAUGGGUCUCCUGCCACUGUUCCUGAUGAAGAUAACUGUAGGAUUGGUGAAGACAGUAGGAAAUUAGCUGAUGUCCCUAAAGCUGCUUCCUCAUCACGUGGAAAUGAACAUAAAUCAGGGAAAUUGCAUGAGGCUUCUUUCAGCUCCAUAAAUGCUUUGAUUGAAAGUUGUGUCAAGUACUCUGAAGUGAAUGCCUCCAUGUCAGUUGUGGAUGAUGUUGGAAUGAACCUGCUUGCUAGCGUGGCUGCUGGGGAGAUGUCCAAAUCAGAUAUGGCUUCCCCAAAUCAUUCUCCACAAAGAAACAUCACUGCUAUUGAGCACUCUUGCACAAGCAGUGAUUCAAGACUAAAGUCAUAUCCAGGUGAUAACAUAGCUCGAGAUUGUACAGAGUCAGUUGAUGGCAUUGAUGAUGAACAUGAGAAGUGGGUUACUGGUACGAUGCGGGCUAAGAGCUCAGAGGAUAAAAUUGUAUCAUUUUCAGAAGAAAAACCAGCAGAGGUGCUUAAUGAACAUUCAAAUUCUUCCAAUAUGGAUGUGCAGCAAAUUGCAGAACCUUCCCUAGAAAACAAUGUGAAAUCAGAAGACACAUUACUAGCCACUUCAGUGGCUCUGCCCUCUGCAAGUACAGUAGACAAGACAUCAAAUAAUGCAGACGGAGAAACAUGGGAGGAAAAGGUAGAUAGCAAUUCAAACCCAGAUGGCAUAUCUGAUACAAAAGAUAAGUUGCAUGGUUGUCUUCAAAGUGAAGAUAAGGUUGAUGUUUCUGCAUUAGAAGGUGGAACUGAACGGGUUGAAGGAUCAUUGCCUUGCCCAUCAAUGGACAUAGAUGAUAAGAACAUGAAAAAUAUGAACAACGAGUUGAACAUUACUAUGCAAGGAGAGCAAAAACCUCCUGCUAUGAUGCGCCUAGAGUUUGCAAAGGGGACUGUUGGGGAUGUGCUGCAUUCUACCGAUUCUGGUAAAGAUAUUGUUAGCGAAAAUGUUUUUGGGGAGGUGAAGACCGAAAAGGCUAAUGAAACGGAUGGCAGGAAUCAGCAUACUGAAAAAGAAAAUAAUGCACAUUGCCAAGCUCAGCACAAGGCACUGCCUGCAUUUUUUCAAGAGCCAGAACAGGAAGCAAGGUGUAGAGGAUCAAAGCUGACUGCCACUGAUGCUGAUGAAGCUGAGGAAAGUACAUCUGGUGCUGCAGAUGCUGCAUCAUUACCUGCUGCAGGGGGGCCAGAUAUUGAAGCCAAAGUGGAAUUUGAUCUAAAUGAAAGUUUCAAUGCUGAUGAUGGGAGAUAUGGGGAACCAAAUAACUUGAGCGCACCUGAAUGUUCUUCUAUUCAACUGAUUAGCCCUUUGCCUUUACCUGUAUCUUCUGGUUCUAGUGGCUUACCUGCUUCAAUUACGGUGGCUUCUGCUGCAAAAAGGCCCUUUGUUCCUCCAGAUGACUUGCUGAAGAAUAGGGGGGAACUUGGUUGGAAGGGAUCAGCAGCCACAAGUGCUUUUCGUCCGGCUGAACCUAGAAAACCCUUGGAGAUGUCAGUAGGUAUGGCUAAUAUCUCAGUCUCUAAUGCAGCUGUGGUCAAGCCCAGUCGUCCACCAUUGGAUUUUGAUUUGAAUGUUCCAGAUGAAAGAAUCCUUGAUGAUUUGGCUUCUCGAGACUCUGCUCGUGGUUCAGAUUCUGUAGCUGACCUUUCAAGUAAUCAUAAUCUGUCACAUGAUGAAAUAAUGGGUUCUGCACCUGUACGUAGCUCUGGGGGGCUUGAUCUUGAUUUGAAUAGAGUGGAGGAGUCCAGUGAUACGGGUAAUCAUUUAACAAGUAAUAGUCAUAGGAUGGAUGUGCAUCUUCAGGCAGUCAAAUCCUCAUCGGUAGCUGUUCUUAAUGGAGAGUCGAGUGUCCACAGGGAUUUUGAUUUGAAUGCUGGGCCGCUUGUGGAUGAGGGGAGUUCCGAACCAUCCCCAUUUGGCCAAUCUACAAGGAAUAAUACACUACCCCAGUCAUCUGUUUCUGGCCUUAGAUUAAACAGCACCGAAAUGGGGAACUUCUCUUCAUGGUUUCCUCAGGGGAAUCCCUACCCAGCUGUUGCCAUUCAGUCUAUGUUACCUGAUAGAGGGGAACAGUCUUUUUCAAUGGUCACCCCUGGUGGGCCUCAACGGAUGUUGGCUCUCCCUACUGGCAGCACACCAUUUAAUCCUGACAUCUACAGGGGGCCGGUGUUAUCAUCUACUCCAGCAGUUCCCUUUCCAGCUUCGCCAUUUCAAUAUUCUGUCAUUCCUUUUGGGACCAAUUUUCAUAUACCAUCAACAACUUUUUCAGGUGUUUCAACAACAUAUGUGGAUUCAUCAUCUGGUGGGAGACUUUGUUUUCCUACAGUGCAAUCUCAAGUAUUAGCACCUUCUGGUGCUGUCCCAUCUCAUUAUCCAAGUCCUUUUGUUGUUAGCCUCCAGGAUAUUAGUAAUAUCAAUGGCUCUGAAAGUAGUAGGAAAUGGGGAAGGCAAGGUCUAGACCUCAAUGCUGGGCCUUUGGGCACAGACUUGGAAGGGAGAGAUGAGACGUCUGCUUUUGCAUCAAGGCAAUUGUCCAUUGCCAGUUCACAGACCAUUGCAGAGGAGCAGUCAAGGAUGUAUCAAGUGCCGGGCAGUGGCAUAUUGAAAAGGAAGGAGCCAGAGGGUGGCUGGGAAGGUUAUAAGCAAUCCUCUUGGCAGUAGAGAUGCGCAAUGGCAAAAUCCAGCAAUCCAUGAAGCCCUGCUCUUGGAUUGAUACUGGCUAACUUCCAGAGGUUGCCAUGGAACUCAUGCUCUUCAAGGAUAGGUGGUAAGUGAGUUGUUUGAUGCCAUUCCAUCAAUCACCCCGCCUUUAUGCCUUAGAGGAAUCUGUCUGGGGUCUGCAAGUUGGUAUGUCCUUGAACUUGUCCUAGGUGGCUGCUGCACUUUCUCCUUUGUAGAUAUGUUAACCGUUGGAAAGCAGCAUGCGUUGUCUGUUGCCCAGACAUUUGGAAUUGGUGCCCAUACUGUACAACAGUGCAUCAACAUGUUAUGCUAUUGGACCCAAAACCUCCUUCCUUUUCCAACGUUUCCAAGAAUGGAGAAUGGGGUAGUGAACUUGUUUAAACAGAAGCCCUUUUGUAUGUGCUUUGAUGUUAAUCUCUUUCCCGUUUCCCCCAUCUUUUAAUCACAUAUAUAUAGUAGCAAAUGGACUUCAUGUAGGAUGCUUCAAAUGACAGGUGAAAUCUGAUCUAGAGUUUAAUUGUAUCUGGAAAAAAUUUAAAGGUUAGUGGCUGUCAACUUAGUAUGGGGCAUUAUGGUUCUUUGUACUUGAAUUUUGAUGAUUCAUGAUCCUCGUCUAUUGUUAGUUUUUGCGAGAUACAUGGGUCAAUACUGCAAGGUUCAUUUGUAUGGGGGUGUUGGAAGUCUGUUGGGCGAGUAAUAAGAAUGGACAUGAGGAGGUUUGUCCUGCAUGUUAAGAUUCUUAACUAA
Molecule: messenger RNA, 6029 nt
Organism: Hevea brasiliensis (rubber tree)
Lineage: Eukaryota; Viridiplantae; Streptophyta; Magnoliopsida; Malpighiales; Euphorbiaceae
Exons: 4
Coding region: 429-5261 (1610 amino acids)
Cellular component (GO): nucleus
Molecular function (GO): chromatin binding
Source: RefSeq, a predicted model, not a curated record